Molecule: messenger RNA, 1070 nt
Organism: Salvia hispanica
Lineage: Eukaryota; Viridiplantae; Streptophyta; Magnoliopsida; Lamiales; Lamiaceae
Product: protein LIFEGUARD 4-like
Cellular component (GO): membrane
Source: RefSeq, a predicted model, not a curated record
AAUCAAUCGAAGACAUUGUAGUUUCUUGACGUUGAUCAGAGAAGGAUGGCAUUUUAUUCAAACAAACACGGCGUGGAUCUGGAGAAGGGGAAUGGGCAGCUGUACCCAGGGAUGAUGGAGAAUCCGCAGAUGCGAUGGGGCUUCAUCCGCAAAGUCUAUUCCAUUCUCUGCCUGCAGUUGCUCAUCACCUUCGGGACUGCCAUUGCCAUGACUUUUAUUCAACCCGUUCGCCUUUUCCUUCGCACUCCCGCCGGCCUUUACACCAUGAUCGCCGCCAUCAUUCUUACCGUUAUUCUGUGCUUGAUGAUGAGUUGCUUCAGUCAGAAACAUCCGUGGAACUAUAUUCUUUUGUUUCUCUUCACCUGCGUUAUGGCAUUCAUGGUUGGGGCUUGCUCCUCUCAAAGACAAGGUGACGCGGUGUUGCUGGCUGCCGGUCUGACUCUAGUUGUGACUGUUGGCCUCACAGCGUUCACGUUUGCUGCUGCAAAACGUGGCGCUGACUUCAGCUUCAUGGGGCCUUUCUUGUUCUGUGCUAUCUUGCUUCUUAUGGCCUUUGGCAUCAUUAGGAUCAUUUUCCCUCUGGGGCGAAUCGGGGAGCAGGUGAUCGGCUGUGUGGGGGCACUGGUCUUCUCCGGCUUCAUCAUCUACGACACGGACAAUCUGAUCAAACGGUUCAACUACGAUCAGUACAUCGACGCAGCAUGCUGUCUGUACAUGGACAUAGUGAAUCUGUUCCUGUACAUUCUUGCUAUAUUUGGAGAUGACUGAACACCUCAUUUCCAACUUGGAACAAGACAAGUUAUGGAGUCACUGAGGAAACAAGAAGCUCAAUUUCCAUCUUUGCUCUGAAGAAAACUUAAAGGGUUGAAAGUGUGUUUAUUUUUUUUUAUUUUUUUUUCUCAACAGUAUUUUAAGUACUAUUGUGCUUCAAGAAUGAUUUCAUACACAAGAAUGGUUUAUAUGUGUGGAAGGUGUGUUUGCUUUCUCCUACAACAGUUCUGUGAAUAUGAAUCUGUAGAUUUUCUUCAGUUCAGACAAUUUUUUUGAUAAUAACAAUAUGUUUAUAGUUA